AUGGCAAAGAGAGGUGCAAAGGUCUCAAAAAGAGGGUCUAAUCGUAGACAAGACCAGGAAGAAGAUGUUGCCUAUGGCAUGAAUGAGGUCGAUGACUUUGCAAACAAGAGAGAAAAAGUGCUACUUGAGGACGCAGGUCUUGAUCAAAGGGAACCAGAAGAUGAUUUUGAUCUUUCAGUGGAUGAAGAAGAAGAAGUGAUGGGAAUGUCAGAUGAAGAUAGUGAGGAUGAAAGUGAAGAAGUUGAAGAUGAUGAAAGUGAACAAGAAGAAUUAACAGGUGAAGCUGUGUAUAAGAAGGUUUUUGGUAGGAAAUUAGACGUUGGUGAGAAUGCAGAAGAAGAGAGUGGUACUAUGCUGGACAAUGAGAACGCAUGGGGUGCUUCUAAGGCAGAAUACUACGGUGCCGAUGACUUGGACGAUGAAGAGACUGCAAGAGAGAUAGAAAAGGAAGCUUUGCGCCAACAGAAGAAACAUUUGGAAGACCUUCAUAUGGAAGACUAUCUUGAGGAUGAAGUUGAUGAAGAAUGGGUAAAAGAAGCUAAGGAAUUCGAUUUAGGUCAAUUUAAAGAUCAAAAGGAUCAAGAACGUCCUACUGAAAUCUCCCUUAGGGAUGUUCUCAACAUGGACUUAGAGAGAAAGGAAGGUUUCUUGAAGACAUCCUUCCCAGAAUACCUUCCUUUAUCAAAGGAAUUCAGUAAAUUAUCACCCGUUUUAGACGAGCUGAAACUCAAACAAACUGAGGAGAAUAAUGAAUUGAUUCAGAUCAAAAUUAUGGCAUUAUCUUCAUAUCUUGGAACAAUUAGUUCAUAUUUUGCAGUUUUCUUAUAUGAAUUACAGAAUAACGAAGAUUUCAUUUCUAUGAAAGAUCAUCCGGUAAUGGAGCGUAUUUUGGAGUGUAAAGAAAUUUGGAGACAAGCUAGCGAACUACCGGACACAGAAGCAAUACGCUUUGAGCAAGACUCUGACGCUGAAGAAAAUAUUUCGGAUAUUGGUGAACUUGAUGAAGAACUAUUACAAGAACAGGAUGAACUGGACAGUGAAGCAAGUGCCAGUGACGAUGAGGCAGAAGAUGAGAAUGAGGACGAGGAGGGUGAUAUGGAAAGCGAAGAAGAAGAAAACUUUGAUAUCGAACUUUCGAACAGAGCUGCAAACAAAGUUCAGAAAGACAGGAUAUUACAAGACGUUGAUGACUUUGUUGAAGAUGAGAUUGCAGAUGUUGAUGUCCAAGAAAAGAAAACAAGGAAGAAGACGUUACGUUUCUACACUUCCAAAAUCGAUCAAAAGGCUAGUAAGAAGACUGAUAGAUUCAAAGGUGAUGACGAUAUUCCCUACAAAGAAAGACUUUACGAAAGACAACAGAGGCUACUUGAAGAAGCUAGAAAACGUGGCUUGCAUGAUAAAAAUGCGGCAGAUCUUAAUACGGAUGAUAUCAACUCGGAUGAUGAAAAGACUGCCAAAGACAUUAAACGUGAUGCCGAGAAUGAAUAUUACAAGAGCAUCAGGGCUGAUAGACAACACAAGAAAGAUUCCCGUCUUCAAGCACACAAAGAGGUGGCGAAAGCUGCUAAGGAAGGAAAAUUGGCUGAAUUGGCCGAACACAUUACAGAAGAUGGUAAACGUGCAAUCAACUAUCAAAUUCUAAAGAAUAAGGGUCUAACACCAAGAAGGAAGAAGGACAACAGAAAUUCGCGUGUCAAAAAGAGAAAGAAGUACGAAAAAGCUCAAAAGAAGCUCAAAUCUGUGCGUGCUGUCUACUCUGGUGGUCAAUCUGGUGCGUAUGAAGGUGAAAAGACUGGUAUUAAGAAGAAUCUAACGAAGUCUGUGAAAUUUAAAAAUUAG
This is a messenger RNA of Kluyveromyces lactis, 1839 nucleotides long. It is a transcript of the gene SAS10, whose product is annotated as rRNA-processing protein SAS10. The transcript has a single exon. The record is from RefSeq and is a predicted model, not a curated record. Gene Ontology annotation, cellular component: nucleolus; small-subunit processome. NCBI's taxonomy places the organism in Eukaryota, Fungi, Ascomycota, Saccharomycetes, Saccharomycetales, Saccharomycetaceae. Bases 1 to 1839 code for a protein of 612 amino acids. Gene Ontology annotation, biological process: maturation of SSU-rRNA from tricistronic rRNA transcript (SSU-rRNA, 5.8S rRNA, LSU-rRNA).